Dichomitus squalens LYAD-421 SS1 is the source of this 570-nucleotide messenger RNA. RefSeq lists its product as uncharacterized. NCBI's taxonomy places the organism in Eukaryota, Fungi, Basidiomycota, Agaricomycetes, Polyporales, Polyporaceae. The record is from RefSeq and is a predicted model, not a curated record. The annotation marks the transcript as partial. The transcript has a single exon. Gene Ontology annotation, molecular function: zinc ion binding; nucleic acid binding.
GCAAAGAUUCGCCCUCGCCAGUACAAGUUGGUUGCGGAGUUCACACCGGUUGGGUUAGAUCCAACUGAUACCACACAAUGGCGACAGACAGAACUGGAUCUUGAUCUUCAGGAAGGGGCAAUUGUGGAUGCUCGCUGGAUUAAGCCAAUUCACAAGCGGUACCAAGGCCAACGUUUUGCUCACCUAUUGGUUACGCUCUCCUCUCCAGAAGCAGCCAACAAGGUUAUCCGAGCAGGUCUGGUACUAGCGGGCCGCCAUGUAAGUGUAAGGAAGAACCUAGCAGAACCAUUGAGGUGCUCCAGAUGCCAGCGCUACGGUGCAGGGCACCUGGCCAAGGAAUGCCCUCAGGAACGGGAUAUAUGUGGGACAUGUGCACGCUCACAUCGAACAGCAGACUGUAAGAUACAAGAGCCGCAGCAGUAUCACUGUGUGAACUGCAAUGAGAAGGGUCAUGCCGCAUGGGACCGGGAGUGCCCGGUAUUCCUAGACCAUCUAGGCAAGUUAGAUGCUCGCUGCCCAGAGAAUCACCUCCAAUUCUUCCCUACAGGCGACCCAGAUUCAUGGGUCCCU